Messenger RNA from Poecilia reticulata (guppy), 1285 nucleotides. RefSeq names its product COP9 signalosome subunit 5 (gene cops5). The record is from RefSeq and is a predicted model, not a curated record. Gene Ontology annotation, molecular function: metallopeptidase activity; protein binding. Lineage: Eukaryota; Metazoa; Chordata; Actinopteri; Cyprinodontiformes; Poeciliidae.
GAGCGAGUGGAUGCUAGGCCCCAGCAAUCUCUGGAAAAACACCAGUUUUCGCCUUUUAUUUGAGGAGGAAUUUGUGUUUUGUUUUUUUGUUUUUUUUUAAAUACACAUCAGGUGUCGUGAUUGGCCGUUAAAUUUCACCAUGGCCGGGAGCAGCACGGCUCAGAAAACAUGGGAGCUCUCCAACAGAAUGCAAGAGGUGCAGAGCAUCGAUGAAAUUUACAAGUAUGACAAAAAGCAACAGCAGGAAAUCCUCGCCGCGAAGCCAUGGACGAAGGAUCACCACUACUUCAAGUACUGCAAGAUCUCAGCUCUGGCCCUGCUGAAGAUGGUGAUGCACGCCCGCUCCGGUGGAAACCUGGAGGUGAUGGGUCUCAUGCUGGGGAAGGUGGACGGAGAAACCAUGAUCAUUAUGGACAGCUUUGCGCUGCCAGUGGAGGGGACAGAAACCAGAGUCAAUGCCCAGGCUGCAGCCUAUGAAUACAUGGCCGCCUACAUCGAAAAUGCCAAACAGGUCGGUCGGUUGGAAAAUGCUAUUGGCUGGUACCACAGUCACCCAGGCUACGGAUGCUGGCUGUCUGGCAUAGACGUCAGCACUCAGAUGCUCAACCAGCAGUUUCAGGAACCUUUUGUGGCGGUUGUGAUCGACCCCACUCGGACUAUUUCUGCAGGGAAGGUCAACCUCGGUGCCUUUAGGACAUACCCAAAGGGUUACAAACCUCCAGAUGAGGGGCCGUCAGAAUAUCAGACAAUCCCUCUGAACAAGAUAGAGGAUUUCGGUGUGCACUGUAAACAGUAUUACGCCCUGGAGGUGACUUACUUCAAGUCUUCCCUUGAUAGAAAGCUCCUGGAACUCCUCUGGAACAAAUACUGGGUCAAUACCUUAAGUUCUUCCAGCCUGCUGACGAACUCGGACUACACCACGGGCCAGGUGUUCGACCUGUCGGAGAAGCUGGAGCAGUCGGAGGCCCAGCUGGGCAGAGGCAGCUUCAUGCUCGGCCUCGACACGCAUGACAGGAAGUCCGAGGACAAGCUGGCCAAAGCGACGCGAGACAGCUGCAAGACGACCAUAGAGGCAAUUCACGGCCUGAUGUCCCAAGUCAUUAAAGAUAAACUCUUCAAUCAAAUCAACACGUCCAGCAAUCAACACUGAAACACAAUUUUAUCUCGAAAUAAUUUCUUGUGCAUGGCUGGUUGUAUUCCUGCUUAGAUUACCACCGUUUUUGUUUGAGAGGGUUUUUGUUGAACAAAACUGCAGUAAAAAGAAAAUAAAAUAUUGAAGGGACCA